This is a messenger RNA of Amphiprion ocellaris (clown anemonefish), 2996 nucleotides long. RefSeq names its product PRP39 pre-mRNA processing factor 39 homolog (yeast) (gene prpf39). Gene Ontology annotation, cellular component: U1 snRNP; commitment complex; U2-type prespliceosome. The record is from RefSeq and is a predicted model, not a curated record. Gene Ontology annotation, biological process: RNA processing; mRNA 5'-splice site recognition. The transcript has 15 exons. Lineage: Eukaryota; Metazoa; Chordata; Actinopteri; Pomacentridae. The coding region runs from base 132 to 2483 and encodes 783 amino acids. Gene Ontology annotation, molecular function: protein binding.
CAUGCGCAGACGCUGUCUCUGUUCCUGCUCCAAGUUGAUAAGAAUGGUGGGCGACGCGCGCCUGGCAGCCGCACUUUAGAUUAAGUCACUUCCAAAGGUGCACACAAGUUCACGAGGUUGACCAAAAUUACAUGGAAGAUACUGGCCUACAACUCUCAGAGGACGCCAUUACUGGAAUGCUGGACACUGAGUCCCCUGCCAUGGAAAGCAAUGGGGAUGCCUUUCUUCCUGAUCUACCCGUUUUAGGGCAAGCAGCCGACUGGUCCUUGGACCAGGUUGCUCCAGAGCCGCUCUCCAACAUCUUGCCUGAGGACUCGGAUGCAUCUCAGGAUGCUCCAGGGCAAGAGCAGCAAAUGAACUCCACAGAGCUGGGAUCUGUGGAGAAGGCUGUGGAACAGUUUCAGCUUGCCAGUGCCCAGCUCUUCCAAGAGGAGCAGCCGCCACCUCCUCCUCCACCACCACCCCCACCACAGCCAGCAGAAGAGGCAGAACCAGCAGCAGAGUCUCAGAUGAAUGUGGAGCCAGAGGCUGCUGUACCGGAAGACAGUCAAGAAGGGGCUGAGGCAGCGCAGGUCACUGAGGAUGGCAUGGAGCUCGAAGAACCAUCCAAAGAAACAACACAAGAAUUGACUGUUCCUGCAGAGCCAGAAAUACCCUCAGAAUUUGACAAACUCUUCAAAGGAUGUGAAGACAACCCAGAAGACUUCAACGGCUGGGUCUACCUGCUGCAGUAUGUGGAGCAAGAGAAUGCUAUCCCAGCUGUGAGAAAAGCAUUCGAUCUGUUCUUCCUACGCUAUCCCUACUGCUACGGCUACUGGAAGAAGUAUGCAGAUAUCGAGAAAAAGAACGACAAUAUACAGGUUGCAGAAGAGGUGUACAGAAGAGGCUUGCAGGCCAUCCCUCUCAGUGUGGACCUGUGGCUGCACUACCUGAACUUCAUCAAAGAGAACUCAGAUCCUAAUGACCCAGAAACUGAAGGACGCAUUCGAGCGUCCUAUGAUCAUGCAGUGCUUGCAGCAGGCACAGACUUCCGCUCUGACCGUCUAUGGGAGGCUUUUAUAAACUGGGAGACGGAGCAGCAGAAACUGGCCAACGUCACCACCAUCUACGAUCGCAUCUUGGGCAUCCCAACCCAGCUAUAUUCCCAGCACUUCCAGAGGUUCAAAGAUCACGUGCAGACCAACAACCCCAAACACUUCUUGUCGGAAGAGGAGUUCGUUCAGCUGAGGCUCGAGCUCUCUAAAUCCAGUCUCUCAGCAAUGGUCGGUGAUGAUGGAGAAUCGAAUGUUCCUCAAGAGGAGCUACCACCUGGGACAGAGGAUCUUCCAGAUCCAGCUAAGAGAGUGACCGAGAUCGAGAACAUGCGCCACAAGGUGAUCGAGGUUCGGCAAGAAGUGUUCAACCACAACGAACAUGAAGUCAGCAAGCGAUGGGCCUUUGAGGAAGGGAUUAAGAGACCUUACUUCCAUGUGAAAGCCUUGGAGAAGCCACAGCUCAACAACUGGAAGGAGUACCUGGACUUCGAAAUUGACAACGGAACUCCGGAGCGCGUGGUUGUUCUCUUUGAACGUUGCCUCAUCGCCUGUGCACUCUACGAGGAGUUUUGGAUCAAGUAUGCAAAAUAUCUAGAGGGCUACAGCACUGAUGGUGUGAGACAUGUCUACAAGAAGGCUUGUACCAUCCACCUGCCCAAGAAGCCAGCCAUCCACCUGUUGUGGGCAGCUUUUGAGGAGCAGCAAGGCAACGUAGAGGAGGCUCGCAGCAUCCUGAAGUCCUUGGAAGCAACGGUCCCGGGGCUGGCUAUGGUGCGGCUUCGAAGGGUGAGCCUGGAGCGUCGUCACGGUAACUUGGAGGAAGCUGAGGCGCUGUUGAGGGAGGCGAUGGAGUCGGCGAAGAAUGAGACUGAGACGUCGUUCUAUGCUGUGAAGCUAGCCAGGCAGCUGAUGAAGGUGCAGAGGAGUCUGAGCAAGGCCAGGAAGGUGCUACUGGAAGCUAUUGAGAAAGACCAGACGAGUCCCAAACUGUAUCUGAACCUGCUUGAGCUGGAGUACAGCGGAGAUGUGACGCAGAAUGAGGCGGAGAUCUUGGCUUGUUUCGAUCGAGCCCUGAAGAGCCCGAUGCCCAUUGAGUCCCGCCUCCUCUUCUCCCAGCGCAAAGUCGAGUUCCUGGAAGACUUUGGCAGCGAUAUCAAUGUGCUUGUUGCUGCAUAUGAGGAACAACAGAAACUACAGAAAGAGAGCGAGCCAACAAAGAGAAAAGCAGAGAACGGAUAUGACAGUUCUCAGGAACCUGACGCCAAGAGGCAGCGUGUGGACGACGGUACUGUGGCUGCAGCGAACACGACGAUGGACAUGACAGCAAACAACUCUGCGUACAACUACAACUGGUACCAGCAACAAUAUGGUGGUUGGGGACAAAACUCCUGGGGCCAGUACGGCCAGUACGGCCAGUAUAACCAGUACUACCCGCCUCCUCCUACAUGAUGGACACAAUCCUGAUAUGAAGAUGGAGACUUGGCAUCCUCUCUGACCUUCUUACAUCUUGGAACCUCUUCACAGUGUGUCAAGGAGAUUUCAAAAUCACAAAGGCUGAUCCCCUCCUCCACCCCCAAUUCGUUCUGGUUUGCUAAUCAUUUAAAUUACAUGUUGCAGCUCUGCUACGUUCAUCAUCUCAAGCACUGGCUUCUUUUUUGGGUUCUUAAAUGCAUGUUAUUUGUGGAGGCAGAUUUACUUCCCCCCGUGUGACAAAGGCGUUUUAAUUUUUAGACUGGAUGACUUAGUUUGGUCUCUUUCUUUGUGUUAAAGGUUUAAAACUUGUAAAAGGAGGCUUUGUUGAAGUAUGUCUUAGUUGUGUUUCUCUUUCCCAAACACAAAAGAUUUUUAAUAUUUCAUGGUCACAUUUCCAUGAAGAUCAACGAAGAGUUCCUUCUUUUUUUUUUUUUUUUUUUUUAUUAUUAUUUUGACUUGAUUUCAUAAUAAAGAGAUUGAUAUCCUGAA